AUGCCGAAAACCGCGCCAAUCGUCACCGCCAACGAGGUGGUGGGCAAAGCCGGCGACGAGUGGCCUUCUUCGGCUCCCGAUCAAGAGGCUCCCAAGCCCGGGCGCUCGGCGUUUUGGUGGGAAGCCCGGCCGCUGCCCGCGCAGCGAGGCUCCCGUCCGCGCAUCGUUCUGGUGGCCGUCGUUAUGAUUGGCGUCUUCUCUUUCCUCAUGUACAGCGUGUUCCGAGAUGCCCCUCGGGAGGGAAGGCAGUUCCCGCUGUGCCCGCAUGACCUGUCCAGCGUGCAGGCCGGCACGAGCUGCACUGUGGCGUGGUCAGCGCUGCGCACCAAGGUUCACCCGACCCAAGUCAGCGUUGGCUACGUAUGGGCACUUAAGCAUAAGGUGGAGAAGAUGUACUCGGAGGAGUCGGCGCAAGAGAGGAUGGACGGGAAGCACAUCCCGUGCAUCAAGCGCGGCAGCGAGCUCUACUUCUCCGACGGACACCAUACGCUCUCUGCCCUCGAUUCUUCCGGCUUCUGGCACCUUGCAGCACGCGACGCUGUUACCAUCGUCGUCCUCUGCGACCUGACUGCGCUCAGCGUCGCCGAUUUUUGGGCGACGAUGGGUGAGAAGGGAUUCGCCUACCUUUACGGCCGCCCCUCUGGGCCGUGGACAUCACUGCCGGAGCCACUCGCUUUCAGCGCGCUGCCCUCCCUCGUCGUCUUCAACAACCACGAGCCGCCGAGCUUCACGGAUGACCCGUGGCGCGCGCUUUCCGGCGCAUCGCGAAAGAUCUCGAACCAGAAGUCCUGCAAGGCGGCCGCAUCAAACACAAAGUACUGCAUGCGCGCCUAUGACCGCGUCUGCAACGCCGAAAAGGGAAACAGCAGCAUCUUCUUCUUCGAGUACUACUGGGCGCCCGCCGCCCUAGGCUACUUUUGGAACGCCGCGUGGCUGGACCCGUCGCUGUGGGAGACGGACCUGACCAACCGCUCCGACUACGACGCCUUCGCCGCCUCCGUCGCCUCGCUGCCGCAGGUGAGGCCCGACACACCCGGCCUGUCGACGGCGGACAUCGAGGAGGCGAUCAAGCUCUGGUUCGACGCAGCGGAGCAGCUCGUCCCCCUCUCCCGCUCCUUUGGAGCCCGCAACUACGUCCUGCCGGCCGGCUUCCUCGAGCGGCAGACCCUGCCCGGCCACGUGGCGGGGAUGGCGCCGCUGCAGGAGAAGGACCCCAAGUGCGGACAGGCGGCGGCUAGCUGCGACGUGCCCACGCAAAUUAGGGUCUAG
Molecule: messenger RNA, 1269 nt
Organism: Emiliania huxleyi CCMP1516
Lineage: Eukaryota; Haptophyta; Isochrysidales; Noelaerhabdaceae
Exons: 3
Coding region: 1-1269 (422 amino acids)
Source: RefSeq, a predicted model, not a curated record